Megalopta genalis is the source of this 959-nucleotide messenger RNA. RefSeq lists its product as uncharacterized. Lineage: Eukaryota; Metazoa; Arthropoda; Insecta; Hymenoptera; Halictidae. The record is from RefSeq and is a predicted model, not a curated record.
UAAAGGCGACACGACGAAAUGAAAGAACGAAUACUUCAUUCCGUGUCUCCUUGCCCGAAGGGUCCAGCAGAAAAACUGUUAAACGGAUUCAAACGAGAACGUAACAUGCGAGCCAUCGGUGUCUUGUUAAUAUUCGUUGUCGCGAUGUGCGUAGCCGUGGAGCCGACGGUGCAAACGCGAGUGACCAGGACACUGCCUUUCGAUUUUUCUCCGUCGCGAUUGACGGGGAUGUUCCGGACACUUCUGUCGGGAGGCAGACCUUGGGAAUGGCCACGGAACAGCCUCGAGGGUCUCAUAAGAUUGGUGGCUACUCCGGACACCAGGAAGAAGAUAACCUUCGUUUUCCGACCCGAGGAUGGACCAAGAGCCUCGUUCGAUUAUCAGAGACGUUACGGAUAUCGUGGACAGUGGUUGAUAGACUUAUUGGGUGCUGGAUUUCAUCCUGAUGCGAUCUUUCAGCAGCCACUGCCGGCCGCUAUUUUGGUACCGCCGCCUCUGUGAUCCAUCGGUUUCGUGUAUUUUAGCGAAAUGUGGAUAAAUAGAGUGCUGCACGAUAGACUGAUUAAGACGUUUAAUUUCUCAGGAACAAUAUUGUAGAUUAACCAAAAUACCAUAUUGAGAUUAGUGGAAUGAUGUUGUGUAAGUUUACAGAAGAAGUGUUAACGAGCUUAGUGUAUCCGAGAAUUCUGGAUCAGAAUACUUCGAUGCAAUCUUCUGAGAGGACUUUGUCUCUUUGCGAAGUUUAUACCGUUGGUAUAAAUCUCUGCAAUCGAUGCAAUAAAAACUCUGCAUCGUAAUGAUGGUUUUAAGUAUCUUCACUUCUCUUUUUCCCCUCGGUUUUACCUAACUGUUUCAUCUGUAUUUGCUAGGAGAAGGAGGACUGUGACUUCUAAUUCAGAAGUCAGUCUUGACGUGAAUCAAUGUAUAAGACAAAUAAAUUAAUGAUCUUUUAUACAUGA